Spea bombifrons (plains spadefoot toad) is the source of this 982-nucleotide messenger RNA. It is a transcript of the gene NOP16, whose product is annotated as NOP16 nucleolar protein. Lineage: Eukaryota; Metazoa; Chordata; Amphibia; Anura; Pelobatidae. Gene Ontology annotation, cellular component: nucleolus. The record is from RefSeq and is a predicted model, not a curated record. Gene Ontology annotation, biological process: ribosomal large subunit biogenesis. The transcript has 5 exons. The coding region runs from base 95 to 604 and encodes 169 amino acids.
AUGCGUCCUUCUUCCUGUAGCUCUACGGUCCUCGUGUUACUGAGCGGAGAAGCUGCUUUACUCUUCUCGGUCUUCUCGGCUCUCAGUCUAAAUCAUGCCUAAAGCCAAGCAGAAGAAGCGCAAGAACACCUUUCAAUACAACGUGAACCGAAAGAAACUCAAUCGCAAGGCGAAAAAGAAAUCCGCUCCACGGAUCUCAUGUGAUCAGAUCAGAAAUGCCUGGGAUGACUCGAAAUCUGUGGCAAGUAAUUUGGCAGACAUGGGACUGGCGGGUGACCCCAACAAAGUCCUCCCGAUUCAUGCAAACCCGGUUAAAGAGACAGAUGUUGAGAAGACACGGAUCAUUCGUAAGCCGUAUGUAAUAGAAGGGCUCAAAGUCGCAGCCAGUGUGCCAUCCAAGAAAACUAUGGGAAUAUCUUCUGACAUGGUCCAGUAUGUCCGUUACAUGGUGGAAAACUAUCGUGAAGACUACAAGGCCAUGGCUCGAGAUGAAAAGAAUUAUUACCAAGAUACGCCCAAGCAAAUCAAACGCAAAGUCAAUCUGUACAAGCAGCAUCAUUUAAAGGACUACGAAGCUCUGCUUUCCUCUGUUGCAAAGCCAUAGACAAUUCCACGUCUAGUAGAUGACCAAGACUGCGCAUGGGUGCGUGCUCCUUGUUGGUGGUCAUGAACUAGCCAUGCUUGAAGUGGCACGUGGGAGCAGUGUCUUCUCAUGCAAAGAAGUCACCCUACAGACCGGUGAAGAUUGUAUAGAUAUAAGUUGGACUCUGCUGUUGACCAGAGACUUUAUUUACACCAAUAAGGGCUCUGGAUUCUCAUUCAUUCAGUCAUCAAGUUUAAGAUAGCUACAACCACUGAUCAACACCUACCUUAGUCCAUUUUAAUAUGGAUUACGUUUAGUGGAUUACUGGCAUUUACAGAAACAGACCAACACUUUCUAGGUUCCUGUAAAACGAUAUUUUAAAGUAAAUUUUAUUAUGAG